This is a messenger RNA of Capronia coronata CBS 617.96, 687 nucleotides long. RefSeq lists its product as uncharacterized. Bases 1 to 687 code for a protein of 228 amino acids. Lineage: Eukaryota; Fungi; Ascomycota; Eurotiomycetes; Chaetothyriales; Herpotrichiellaceae. The record is from RefSeq and is a predicted model, not a curated record. The transcript has 2 exons.
AUGGCGCCAAUUCGACGCUACCUGCGAAUCAGUAAGCAUUCUGUUCUGGAGUGUCGUAUAUUUCUCGAAAACCCUGCGGACGAACCGAGAUGGCUUCUCAGCGAAAAGGACCCGGCGCUCCCACGUGUGUUUGAGGCGAUCAAGCCAUACGUUCUUCCCAAGCUACGAGAGGAAAAUGAGAGGGCCAAGGGGAAGGGCAAGAAAAAGAAGAGUGUGAAAGAUGUUGUCAAACAAGACGAUUUCGAGGUUUCCAUAUUUCUCACCGAGAUCAGAACACGGCACUCUCUCUUGGUGAAGAACAAGACGUUUCAGCAAAAGACACCGAUAAGGACUAAUAAUGGCGGCAAACUUACAGGCGCUGGCCGAGAUGCCGUCAUGAUUCAGGAUGAAAGCGAUGAUGAAGGUGUGGAUCUUGCGCAGAUACCACCAGCGGAAGACUCGCAUUCGGACGCGCAACGCCAUGGCAGCGACGACCCCUUCGACACAGACACAGUUGAUGAUGACAAAAAGAAGCUAGGGUUCAGGACGACCUAUGAAGGCUUCAGCAUCUGGGGAUGGGUGCUCUGCCUCUUUAUCGAGCGCAAGGGUGGCCCAGCAAAGAGAAAGCCCGGAGUCACAGGCAAUGCGCAAGCCUUGAUGCAAGACUGGAUUGCAUCCACACAGGAACAGAGAGAUGACGAUCUCUGA